AUGGCAACAAUGUCCGCCGCCUGCCACUCCCCAGCCCGGCUCUCCGUCUCCUGCUCCUCCUCCGCGCCGGGGCGCCCGCUGCGCGUGGCCGUGGUGGGCGGCGGCCCGGCCGGCGCGUCGGCGGCCGAGGCGCUGGCCUCCGCGGGCGCCCAGGCGUUCCUCCUGGAGCGCAGCCCGGCGGGUGCCAAGCCCUGCGGCGGCGCCAUCCCGCUCUGCAUGCUCGACGAGUUCUCCAUCCCGCUGGGCCUCGUCGACCGCCGCGUCACCCGCAUGCGCGUCCUCUCCCCCUCCAACCUCGCCGCCGACUUCUCCCGCGCCAUUCCCCCCGGCGCGCACAUCCCCAUGCUCCGCCGCGAGGUGCUCGACUCCUUCCUCCGCACCCGCGCCGCCGACGCCGGCGCCACCCUCCUCCCGGGCCUCGUCACCUCCCUCUCCCUCCCAACGGGCCCCACCGACCCGUACCUCGUCCACUACAUCUCGUCCGGCGGCCCCUCCCCCACCAGGAGCGUGCUCGAGGUGGACGCCAUCGUCGGCGCGGACGGCGCCAACAGCCGGGUGGCGCGCGAGGUGGGCGCGGGGGACUACACGACGGCCAUCGCCUUCCAGGAGCGGAUCCGGCUCCCCGACAAGGAGAUGGCGUACUACGACGACCUCGCCGAGAUGUACGUGGGCGGGGACGUGUCCCCGGACUUCUACGGCUGGGUGUUCCCCAAGUGCGACCACGUGGCCGUCGGCACCGGCACCGUCGCCGCCAAGCCGGAGAUCAAGAAGCUGCAGUCGGGCAUCCGCGCGCGCGCGGGGCCCAAGAUCGCGGGCGGGCGCGUGAUCAAGGUGGAGGCGCACCCGAUCCCGGAGCACCCGCGGCCGCGCCGCGUGGUGGGGCGCGUGGCCCUGGUGGGCGACGCGGCCGGGUACGUCACCCGGUGCUCCGGCGAGGGCAUCUACUUCGCGGCCAAGUCCGGGCGGAUGUGCGGCCAGGCCAUGGCCAAGGAGUGGCGGCUCACGGGCGCCGUGACGGAGGCCGGGAUCCGGCGCGGGUACCUGCGGCGGUGGGACGACGAGUUCCUGCUCACCUUCAGGUUCCUGGACCUGCUGCAGCGCGUCUUCUACGGCGACAACGCCGGCCGCGAGGCGCUGGUGGAGAUGUGCGCGGACGAGCACGUGCAGCGCCGGACCUUCGACUGCUACCUCCACAAGCGGAUGGCGCCACCGGAGCCGUGGGCCGACCUCCAGCUUCUCUGGCGCACGGCGGGCAGCAUGGUGCGCUGCAGCGUGCUCGGCAAGGAGGUCCAGCGCCUCAGGCAGCUCGACAUGAUGCAGGCUUAACUUCUGCAGCGCCGUGUACUGAAUAAUAAUGUGGUGAACCAAGAGCUGUAGUAGUAGCAUUUCUGCAUCCACGACAUGUAACGCAGUGAUGCGGCUCCGUGUUUUGUUGUCGUGGUAGCCUUGAUUUCAGGCAAUGUUAUGAACUGAAAUGGCAACUGCUAUAUGAUGAA
Messenger RNA from Lolium rigidum, 1496 nucleotides. RefSeq names its product geranylgeranyl diphosphate reductase, chloroplastic-like. The transcript has a single exon. The record is from RefSeq and is a predicted model, not a curated record. NCBI's taxonomy places the organism in Eukaryota, Viridiplantae, Streptophyta, Magnoliopsida, Poales, Poaceae. Gene Ontology annotation, cellular component: chloroplast thylakoid membrane. The coding region runs from base 1 to 1326 and encodes 441 amino acids. Gene Ontology annotation, molecular function: oxidoreductase activity, acting on the CH-CH group of donors, NAD or NADP as acceptor; FAD binding. Gene Ontology annotation, biological process: photosynthesis; chlorophyll biosynthetic process.